Messenger RNA from Debaryomyces fabryi, 1221 nucleotides. RefSeq names its product S-methyl-5-thioribose-1-phosphate isomerase. The transcript has a single exon. The record is from RefSeq and is a predicted model, not a curated record. Bases 1 to 1221 code for a protein of 406 amino acids. NCBI's taxonomy places the organism in Eukaryota, Fungi, Ascomycota, Pichiomycetes, Serinales, Debaryomycetaceae. Gene Ontology annotation, molecular function: S-methyl-5-thioribose-1-phosphate isomerase activity.
AUGACAGGUGAUGCUAAAACCCUUCAAGCAAUUAAGUUCGAUAGAGAUAAUAUAACAUUGGAUAUUUUAGAUCAGCUUCUUAUUCCAUAUGCCACAAAAUAUAUUUCAAUUGAAUCCAUUGAGGAUGCAUUUCAAGCUAUUAAAUUGAUGCAAGUUAGAGGGGCACCAGCUAUUGCAAUUGUCGGUGCAUUUUCUAUAGUUAUGGAGACAUACAGUAAUUUGAAAAAAUCCCAAGAGAAAUCUAGAACUAUUGAUGACUUGGUAAAGUCCAUUCACUAUUUAAUUACUGCAAGACCAACCGCUGUUAACCUUUCCAAUGCUUGUUUAGAUAUCGAGAAGCUCAUACUUAAGGAGUUCAAAAAGGAAGAUUCUGUUGACCAGCACACAUUUGAUAUCAUAUAUCAAUAUUCUGUUGCAUUAUAUGACGAUGACUUGAAUAAUAAUUUCAAGAUUGGUGAUAACGGGUUACGUUACAUUACCGAAACAUUGAAAGCGCAAAACUUUACUGGUCCAUUCUCGAUCAUUACUAUUUGUAAUACUGGAUCGUUAGCAACUUCGGGCCACGGAACUGCUUUGGGAAUAAUCAGAACUGUUUUUAAUAAGUUAUCUAAAGAUGCAGGUGAAAAAUUCUGGUUAGACCAUGUUUAUCCAUGUGAAACUAGACCUUAUAAUCAAGGAGCCAGAUUGACUACGUAUGAAUUAAAUUAUGAAGGAAUUCCAUCAACACUUAUUUGUGAUAGUAUGGCGUCAUCGUUGAUUUCUACUUUAAGUAAACAAAGAAAGGUCAAAAACCUGAUUGCUCCGGUUAAGUUUAUCAUUGCCGGUGCUGACAGAAUUGUGGAAAAUGGUGAUACAGCAAAUAAAAUUGGUACAUUCCAAUUAUCAACAAUUGCAAAUUAUUUCAAUUCAAACUCAGAUAAAGAAAGUGGCAUUAAAUUCAUUAUCGCAGCCCCCAGAACCACAAUUGAUUUUAAGACAAAGACUGGUGAUGGUAUCAUAAUCGAGGAAAGGCCUUCACAUGAAUUAACUACGCUUAAUGGUCCAGUUCUAACUAAUAAUGGAGUUGGCGGAAAACAAACGGUAGGAAUUGCGACGCCUGGAAUAGAUGUGUGGAACCCUGCUUUUGAUGUUACACCUCAUGAAUUAAUUGACUGUAUAGUCACUGAAGAUGAGAAUGUUUUUGUCAAAAAUAGUAAAGGUGAAUUUAAUUUAAAUGUAUAG